Molecule: messenger RNA, 1785 nt
Organism: Cylindrotheca closterium
Lineage: Eukaryota; Bacillariophyta; Bacillariophyceae; Bacillariales; Bacillariaceae
Source: the annotation of a GenBank genome assembly
AUGACAGAAGGUACUGAAGAAAGUACUGAUGAAAGAACUUCUUCCAUUGCCAGAGGGAUGACAACGAAAGAGGCAGGUCGAGUCCAACACAAUCUCCAGACUGCCAAGCGUUCGCACAGUGAGGACAAAGCUUUACUGUCGAAAUACAAAGACAAGGUUCCCCAAACUGCGUUGGACAGCGUGGCUAUUACCACCAGUGAACAUUUGGAACACAUUUCAAAGUCCAAGAAGCUCAAUGACUAUCAAAAACGUUCCAUGCAAAAGCGAGUUCAAUACCGUCGUAAAGACAAGGUGAUUCAAGCCAGAGUCAAAGUUCACAAGACAAAGCGGUAUCAAGCUGCUAUAUCGGCCGCUGAUGCUCAUCUUAUUCUGAAUACACAAUCUGCUGGUUUGGUCGAAGCCGAACAUGAUAUGGAACGAACCACAAGUUUGUCGCAACACGAAUUGAAACAUCAUCAUUUGGACCAACAGACUUCCAGACAGAUUUACGAUUUGACGCUGCCACACUCGCCGUAUGGUUUGAAAUAUGACCGAUCUGGACGUUAUUCUUUAUUGUAUGGUCAACGUGGUCAUCUUGCCAUUAUGGAUGCCACACAUUUGCAACUGCACCGAGAAUUACACAUUCAAGAGCGUAUACGAGAUGUCUCCUUUUUGCACAACUACACCAUGAUGGCAGUAGCUCAGACAAACCACGUUUAUAUUUAUGACGAUCAAGGAACCGAAAUUCACAAACUAAACGAUAUGAAUGACCCUUUUGCGAUUGAUUUUCUUCCGUACCAUUGGCUGUUGACCUGUGUUGGUCGAAGUGGGCAUCUCAAGUAUCUGGAUACAUCCACGGGUCAGUUGGUGUCCACUCACAAUACCAAGUUGGCUGGUCACAAUGUCUUACGACAAAAUCCAAGCAAUGCAGUCAUGCACUUGGGACAUGCGAAUGGUACCGUCUCGUUGUGGUCUCCAGCCUCCUCGCAAUUCUUGGCCAAACUGCACUGCCACAAGGGUGCUGCUGUGACAUCCAUGGCCAUUGAUCUUUCAGGGAACUACAUGGUCACAGGUGGAGCGGAUCGACAAGUGCACAUUUGGGACAUUCGUAAGUUCCGAAAGACACACUCCUACUUUACUCCCGCUGGAGUUCCCCAAUCUUUGGACCUUUCCCAACGCAACGUUAUGGGAAUUGGUCAUGCGACCCAUGCCACCUUUUGGUCUCCCGAGGCCCUUCUCCGCAAAGUCAAGGAUCCUUAUAUGCACCAUUCUGUACAUGGAUGUGGUGCUGUUGAGACAUUGCGAUUCCGUCCGUUUGAAGACGUCUGUGGCUUGGGACAUGGUAAGGGUGUUAGUUCGAUUGUGAUUCCAGGAUCUGGAGAACCAAACUUGGAUACGACGGAAGCCAACUUGGAUCCAAAUCAAGAUAAGAAACAACGACGAGAAGCCGAGGUUCGAGCCUUGUUGGACAAGCUUCAACCCAACAUGAUCACGAUGGAUCCUGCCGAUAUUGGGGGUGUUGAAGAUAGUUCGCCUGAAAUCCGCCAGCAACGUCUGGAAAGUCUUGAAGCAACUGCCAAUGCCAAGAAUGAUGCCCGUAAGAAGAAGCAAAAGUCAAAGAAACGUGGACGAAGUAAGAUUCAAACCAAACUCAGAAGAAAGUCACAGAACAUUAUCGAUCAUCAAAUUGUUAAGCAACGUGAACAAAAGGAGGAGGUAGAAAAGAAAGCGAAAGAGGAAGCAAGACAAAGUUCCGGGGAAAGUAAACCAAAGUCUGCUACGCCAGCUUUGCAGCGGUUCUUUUAA